Molecule: messenger RNA, 435 nt
Organism: Neoarthrinium moseri
Lineage: Eukaryota; Fungi; Ascomycota; Sordariomycetes; Amphisphaeriales; Apiosporaceae
Exons: 2
Coding region: 1-435 (144 amino acids)
Biological process (GO): proteasome assembly
Source: RefSeq, a predicted model, not a curated record
AUGGAUGAGCAAGUCUCAUUUCCGUUGCCCAAAUCGCUGGACACCCGGGUGCAUAUGCGCCUGAUCACCAAGUCGAAAGUGCUCAUAGUCCACUUGACAACUGUGUCAGCAGAGGAGAAUGGGAACGCCGUCCCCAUGGGAUCCAUGGUCUAUGCACUACCCGAUCGAUUCAACCCAGGCGUUCCUCUAUCAACGCCAAUCUACAAGGAGGAGCCCACCUAUGACUUUGCCGCUCGUCUCGCCAGGAUUCUUGUCAAGAAGACGCAGAUGCAUGUAUAUCUGUCCAACUCCAUCAGUCUGGCCAGCACUGGCCUAGGUGGCACUUUUGAGGAGGAGAUGGAGGCGUUCAAGAAGGUCGCCGAAGUCGCUCUGGAAAAGCUGCAGCAUCUAAGUCAACCACCGGCAAAUGUGUCAAACGGGACGCACGAGGCAUGA